AUGAAAGAUAAAGUUUUCAAUUCAGACUAAUUAGUUAUAAAAAAGCAAAAUAAAUCACAAGAGAAAAAAAUUUUUAAAAAUAAAGAAAAUAAAAAAGAGUAAUAAAAAACUGAAAAAUCUUUAGUAAAAAUAAAUAUACAUAAAGUGUAUAAUAAAUAUGAAGACUAUAAACCUAUUGGCGCAUCUUCAUAAUAUUAAGCAAAUUACUAAUAGGAAGAUUUAUUAUAUACAUAAUUUGGAAAAAUGUUAAAUGAAAACCAAAUUGAUUAUAUAAAAUUAAAAACGAAAUCAUGGAAUGGAAUACCAUAAGCAUAUAGAGGCGUUGUAUGGAAAAUUAUAAUUGACUAUUAAUUAACAAAUAGAAAAUAAGCAGAAGCUUAAUUAAAAAGAUUAAGAGAAGAAUAUAAUUAAUAUGUCAAUUAUUAUUUUAAAAAUGAACUUGUCCGUUAAAAUUUUACUAUAUAAGAAUAAAAAAUGAUUAAAGUAAUCGAAGCUGAUGUUCCUCGAACUUAGCCUUAAUAAUAAAAUUUAUAAAUCGCCUUUAAUAUAGGAAAUGUUGACUAGGAUUUUAAUAAUAUGGGGUUUAAGACAUCCUGCAUGCGGAUAUGUAUAGGGUAUGAAUGA
This is a messenger RNA of Ichthyophthirius multifiliis, 624 nucleotides long. RefSeq names its product TBC domain protein. The transcript is spliced from 2 exons. The record is from RefSeq and is a predicted model, not a curated record. NCBI's taxonomy places the organism in Eukaryota, Ciliophora, Oligohymenophorea, Hymenostomatida.